Messenger RNA from Aureococcus anophagefferens, 813 nucleotides. RefSeq lists its product as hypothetical. Gene Ontology annotation, molecular function: L-serine O-acetyltransferase activity. The transcript has a single exon. The record is from RefSeq and is a predicted model, not a curated record. Gene Ontology annotation, cellular component: cytosol; cytoplasm. The annotation marks the transcript as partial. NCBI's taxonomy places the organism in Eukaryota, Pelagophyceae, Pelagomonadales, Pelagomonadaceae.
AUGCAGCGCAGCGGCCUCGUCGUCGUCGGCGCCGCCGCGGUCGCCGCGACCCUCGUCGCCGCGCGCCGGCACCGGCGGCGGCGCGAAGAGGCGCUCGACCCGGCCUGGCGGGCGAUCAAGGCCUUGGCGGCGGCGGCCGCGCGCCGCGAGCCGGCGAUCGCGUGCUGGCUGCGGGCGGCGGUGCUCCGCCGCGACUCGCUGGACGCGGCGCUGGCGCAGAUCCUCGCGCUCAAGCUGGGCAACGCGGAGUUCGGCGCGCGGCGCUGGGCCGCGCUCCUGACCGGGGCGUUCCGCCGCGUCGACGGCGCGGAGACGCGCGCGGACCUCGACGCCGUCGUCAACCGCGACCCGGCCUGCGCGGACGCGCUGCACUGCCUGCUCCACUUCAAGGGCUUCCUGGGGCUCCAGCUCCACCGCUGCGCGCGCGCGCUCUGGCUCGCGGGCGACCGGCGGUCGGCGCUGCUCUGCCAGAGCCGCGGCUCGGAGGUCUUCGGCAUGGACGUGCACCCGGCGGCCCGGGUCGGCGCGGGCUGCCUGAUCGACCACGCGACGGGCCUGGUCAUCGGCGAGACGGCCGUCGUCGGCCGGGACUGCUCGCUCUUGCACGGCGUGACGCUCGGCGGCACGGGCAAGCAGCGCGGCGACCGCCACCCGAAGCUCGGCGACCGCUGCCUCGUCGGCGCGCACGCGUCGGUCCUGGGGAACGUGCGCGUCGGCGCGCGGUCCAAGAUCGGCUGCGGGAGCGUCGUCCUCGCCGACAUCCCCGCGGGCGCGACGGCCGUCGGCGUGCCCGCCAAGGUCGUCGGCCGCUCC